AUGGCAUAUUCAAUUGAAGAGUUAAGAACUUACAAGGCAGUUACUAUAAUUACAUUAUUAUUAUCUAUUUAUGGUACUUUAAAAUAUUCCGGAGUUCCAGAAGGUGAUCUUGCUUAUACUCCUUUCACCGCAAGCAAUAUUUUAUUGUUUAUUUAUUGGGGGGUAUUAUAUCUUUGGCAAAUCAUCUACACAGCACAAAUCUUUUUCCCUGAUGAAUAUAGAUUAUCCAUUAUUAGUUUGGUAGGAUGGCAUUUCCCCAUUUUCAACGUGCUCAUCUAUAUUUGGUCGGAAUUAUUCUCCAAUGGUCAUUAUAUCUGGAGUGAAAUCGUCUUGAUUUUGAAUUUUUUCAAUUUGUUGAUUUUGUAUUUUGCUCACAAGACAUUUGCUGUUAAACCAUUGGUUAAUUGGUUUUUGAUUCAUGUUCCCUUGGCUGCCAUGCCAUUAUCAUGGGUGAUGUUUGCCUUGUUUUGGAAUGGGGCCGUCAUGUUCCACAUUCAUAAAUUGUUUGGUAGAAUUCUUGCCAAUGUGUUCAUUUGGGAUUUCCUUCUUGUUCCAGGUGUGUUUUUAUUGUUAUUCAAUGAUUGGGCUAUUGGAUUCACUAAUGCAUAUCUUAUGUUUGCCUUGGCAUUUGGACAAUUAGCAACCAAAGUGUUUGCCCUCCAAUGGAUCUUUGCCUUUGUUAUUGCUGGUAUUUUAACAGUUUGGAGUUUUAUUGCCUUGGUUGUUGGUGGCGUCAGAGAUGUUUCUGAUGAAAGAGCUCCAUUAUUGGUUGAAGUGCAAGAAACCGUCACCGAAUAA
This is a messenger RNA of Candida dubliniensis CD36, 798 nucleotides long. RefSeq lists its product as uncharacterized. The coding region runs from base 1 to 798 and encodes 265 amino acids. The transcript has a single exon. The record is from RefSeq and is a predicted model, not a curated record. NCBI's taxonomy places the organism in Eukaryota, Fungi, Ascomycota, Pichiomycetes, Serinales, Debaryomycetaceae.